Molecule: messenger RNA, 602 nt
Organism: Myripristis murdjan (pinecone soldierfish)
Lineage: Eukaryota; Metazoa; Chordata; Actinopteri; Holocentriformes; Holocentridae
Gene: ubl5
Product: ubiquitin like 5
Exons: 5
Coding region: 142-363 (73 amino acids)
Biological process (GO): protein modification process
Molecular function (GO): protein binding
Source: RefSeq, a predicted model, not a curated record
CAUACAUGCAGCCAUUUGAUUGGUGUAGAACCCGACGCAAAGCGAGUAAACCCGUUUACGGUACUGAGGAUAACCCAUUCCAGAAAAUACCUGCGGAAGAAAGCUGUUUGGAUACUGCUGUGAUAUUUGCAGCCAGGAAAGAUGAUUGAGGUGGUGUGCAACGAUCGCCUGGGCAAGAAAGUCCGGGUCAAGUGCAACUCUGAGGACACAAUCGGAGAUUUGAAGAAACUUAUUGCUGCCCAGACAGGGACACGGUGGGACAAGAUCGUACUGAAGAAAUGGUACACCAUUUUCAAGGACCACGUGUCUCUGGGUGACUAUGAAAUCCACGAUGGAAUGAACCUGGAGCUGUACUACCAGUAGACCAGAGGAGGACCACAAGUCAAUGCUUCAUAUGCGCCCCCGCUCCCCAACACAAACUCACACACACACACACACACACACACACAUAUACACACAAUGAAUAGAUCUGAGCUUAAGAUAGUAUUGGCUAUUAAAUUUUAGCCAGGACAACAUGGUGUUUGAGACAUAUUGUUGAUGUUAAUUUUUCCGUUUAUUUUGAUAUUGUUUUGGAAGUAAAGCUGAUAUUUAUAUACCUAAAA